UUCUCUGUGCUGGGAGGAGGAGGAAAGUAAAGCCUGGGGGAGAGGGCUGAGGAAGGUGCGGCCAAAGUUCCUCCCGUGCCACCCUCGCCGUCUGUGCCGGGAGCCACUGUCACCUGUGAGCCGGCAGCUGGGCAGAGGGGAAAAGAGAGCUGGAGAGGCCGCAGGCGGAGUGAGGACGGACACUGCGUGUGGAAGCCGGGAAGACAGCUUGGCGCUCUGAAGUCAGGUGUCAGGCCCCAUGGAGUCCGCUGACCUACGGGGCCGCCGCUGGACAGGAAUCCUGCUCUCAGCCUCACUUUUGACCGUGUGGAGCUUGGCAGCUGCAGCCCAGAUCUCCCGUGAUGCCUUCACCCUAAAAACUCUGGCCAAGCCCACCAUUUCAGUCAGCCAGGGCACAGUUAUAGAGCACAGGGAAAAUGUGACCUUCUACUGUGACACCCCAGACGUCAACAUCACCAUCCGCUGGGUCUCCAACCACCAGCCCCUGCCAUCCCAUGAGCGCAUACAGCUGUCCACAGAUGGCAAGAACCUCACCAUCCUCACUGUCCAGCGGCAGGAUGCUGGGGAGUACCAAUGUGAAGCUUGGGAUCUGGGACUCCUCCUGGUCAAGAGCAGUGACCCCACCUACCUGACUGUGUACUAUGGCCCUGACCCGGUCACGAUCAAGUGGGAGCCUGGUGUAGCCAACGGGGAUGUGGUUGAGGUGAUGGAGGGCUCCAAUGUGACCUUCUUGGCAGAAACUGAGUCUUACCCACCAGCUUUAUAUUCAUGGUAUUUCGCCAAUGACUCCAAGCCCAUCUCAAGCUUGUUCCUCAACACGAGCAGUGUUACCAUCCAUGCCGUGUCCAAAGAACACGAGGGCACCUACAGCUGCUUGGUGUCCAACACUGCCACCCAACUGACCGUCCUGGGCACUGUCAAAGUCCGCGUCCUCGAAACACUGACCAAGCCUUACAUCAUACCCCCAAACCGGACUCUCGUGGAGGACACCAACUUGGUGGUCCUGACCUGCCAGACCCCCCAUGAGGGAGUUGGAGUCCGGUGGUUCCUGGGGGACCAACUCCUCUUGCCCAGCGAGCACCUGAUGCCUAUAAACAACACCCUGGUCAUCCUCGGCCUUCGGCGGAAUGACACUGGGCCCUAUGCGUGCGAGGUCUGGAACUGGGGCAGCCAGGCGCGGAGUGAAGCCCUGAAGUUGAACAUCAGCUACGGCCCCGAUCGAGUGUACUUCACGAGCGGGUCAGAGACCCUGGCGGACAACACCAUCAGUGCGGAGCUCAACUCCAACCUGAUCCUGCAGUGUUGGGCUGAAUCCCAGCCGGACGCUGAGUUUAACUGGACCCAUGACAAAACCAGUGUGUGCCAGGGGGAGCAACUGGUCAUCGAGGCCCUGACUUGGAAACACCAAGGGAAUUACAGCUGCACGGCUUCUAACUCUGUCACACUGCUGACCUGCUCUGCCUCAGUCAUGGUCCGCGUCAUAGAUCACCAGUCAUCCCUGUCUGCAGGGGCCAUCGCUGGCAUUACUGUCGGGAUCCUGGCUGUCAUUGCCCUGGCCAUAGGGCUGGGCUGCUUCCUGCACACUGGAAAUACCAACAGGCUCUCAAGGAGAACAACAGAGGAUACCGUCUAUGAGAACAUGACACCCACUUCUGAAGAGGGUCACCCUGAAGAGCUCGGUCGCAACUGGCCCAUGCCUGUGUAUGCCAAUGUACCCGCCACUCAAGGACAGAUCCCAGUCAAAAAGAUGCUGCCAGUAGACCCUCCAGAGCAAUUAUAUGAGCAGGAAUCACCUUCCACCAUCCUCGGCGGGUAUUCUCAUGGCCCCAGGAAGCCAUCCUCCAAACUUGCAUUGCAUCCCUUGGUCCCAACUCUACAAAAAGAAAAUGCAGAGUCAAACUAUCAGGUGCUUGUGAAUCCAGAAAACAACAUCUACUGCCAAAUCAACCGUCCCACCUAAUGGAAGCAGAGAUCCUUUCUCCAGAAAUCCUAAAGAAGUCACGCUCAAUCAUAUAUUCAAUGAUGUUUAUUACAGACACAUUAUAUUCCAGCCAUUCUCUUUGUAAACCUUGUGACAUUCUGUUUCGAUGUCUUUUUCAGGCUCUAGACCCUAGCUCUCACCAAAUCUUAAGUUUUGGGCUCGUGUUUCUUUAAAAGCAAUAGAAACAAGUCAAAAGCCACCUAGAAUUAAAGGACCAAGGUCUGAUACCCAGAAGCUGGGGAUGUCAUAGUGUUUACUGUAUACAUUGUUGAUGGACACAGCAGGCGGGGAGAAGUCUGAGCCUGAGUCAGCCAGAGUGGAGCAUGGGAUGUAUCCACGGGUCAGACAAGCAGUGUCUUUUCAAAUCAUAGUAGAGGAUAAGGAACAAGGAGCUAUUAAGAGAUGACAAGAGAAAACACAGAAUGCAGCAUGGAAAUGAGGCACCUAGGGAGGUGCAGGCAUGAGAUGCUUUGAAUCUCAAGAGACUCGGGGAUGGAGAUGUGAGGAUGAGAUUUGCUAAAGGGAACAAGGAGUCCAGGAUGACUCCCAGGUUUCUGGCCAGAGCAACUGGAUGACAGUUUCUUCAGGCCACUUUCUGAAGCAACAAUGGGGAAGGAGCAAAUCUGGGACAGAGAGAGAAAUCAAGAAUUUGGUUUGACAUGUCAAGGAUCAAUCAGAGAAUCAAGUAGGCAAAUGUUCAUAGAAGUCUAAGUAACUUCUUUUCCAGCUCCGGCCCCGAUCACAGCAGUCGUCAUGAUGUUGAUGCCCAAGGAGAACCGGGUUGGCAUUUAUGAACUCCUUUUUAAGGCAGGGGUGAUGGUGACCAAGAAGAAUGUCCACAUGUCCUAGCACCUGGAGCUGUCAGACAAGAACGUGCCCAAUCUGCACGUCACGAAAGCCAUGCAGUCUCUCAAAUCACGAGGCUAUGUGAAAGAACAGUUUGCCUGGAGACACUUCUACUGCCACCUCACCAACAAGGGCAUCCUCCAACCUUCUCCCUGAGAUUGUGCCUGCCACCCUGUGCCACAGCCAUCCUGAGACUGGCUGGCCAUGGCCCAAAAGAUUGGAGGGAGAGCGACCUGCAAGGCUCACACGAGGGGAAGCUGACAGAAACACCUACAGACGAAAUGCCUUGCCCCCUGGUGCCGACAAGAAAGCUGAGGCUGGGGCUGGGUCGGCAACUGAAUUCCAGUUUAGAGGCGGAUUUGGUCAUGGACAUGGUCAGCCAUCUCAGUAAAGUUGAAAGAGAUUGUUUUGUGUUGAAUAAACCUGUAAACAGAAAAAAGUUUUUUAAAUGUCUAGUUAGAGCAGAGCUGGAAAUAUACAUUUGGGAGUUGUCAGUGGGAUUUGAAGUCAUGGGGUUAGAUGAGAUCUUGUGUCAGGGGUCCCCAGGACCACCCUCAGGCUCAAUGAUUUGCUAGAAGGAUUCACAGGACCUCCAAGUUGUUAUGAUCAUUGUUAUGGCUCAUGGCAGCAAAAGGACAGAGAGUAAAAUCAGCAAAAGGAAAAGGUACAGAUGGUGAAGUCUGGAAGAAACUAUGUUCCUCAGUUUCCAGGAAGUUGACCAAGAACUAGUCCUUUGAAAUAGGCUUUUCUGGGGGGGAAUAGGUAGGGUAUGAGCAACUCAGACCUGCUGAGUUAACCUUUUCCCCUACAGAUCCCAAAGAGAGUGGAUGAAGACAGGAAAAGAGUAGGGGCUGACAAACUAAGCACUGGUCCCUCCAACAUUUAUAGUUUGAGGUGGAGGAUUCAGCAAAGGAAACGGGCUGUCCUUUUUAUCCUGCUGAGAACUUCCUCCUUGCUUCCCCCAAAUAUCAGUGGAGCAGAUCACACUCUCCCUCUCAUCUUUGUCUUUAAAGCAAAUGAAUUUAUAACUUCCUUGCUCUUCCAUAGAUGUUGAGCCCUCACCCAACUCCUGGACAAUAGAACCUCAGUAUGAAACUUGGGUCUCAGCCAAUCCUCAAGCAACUGAGAGAGAAAUCUCUGGGUUAGAUGGUCAUCUGUGUAGAAUGAGUUUCUGUUCCUCAGGAGUAGCUAUUCCAAAGUCUGUAAUAUUCAGGUUAGGUCAGGGAUUCAGGUGCUCUUGCAAGUAGAUAUUACCAUCUUGUUCGUUUUGAAAGAAAAAAAUGGUGAAACAGAAGACAAAGUCAGUUUUAAGUUAUAUAGUACUAGUGCUUUAAUGUCUGAAUAUCUUGAAGUGAAAAAAACAAUGAAAACAAAAGAGUGAACAGAAAAAAGGGAAGAUGAGCUAACACUCCAAAGACCCCAUUGUGAUUUUGCCUUAUUAUACUAAAUCUGUAGAUCAAUCUAUAAGAUUUGACCUCUUUACAACACAACCAUUUGUACGUCUUUUAUCUCGGUAGUUUCAGAGGCUUCUAUUAAUGUCUCUAAAUUUAUUUUACCAAAUUUAUUUGUAGGGCUUUUUUUGGCUUCUCUUCUAAAUAAAUGUGAACCCUUCUCUGUC
This is a messenger RNA of Dama dama (fallow deer), 4445 nucleotides long. It is a transcript of the gene CEACAM20, whose product is annotated as CEA cell adhesion molecule 20. Gene Ontology annotation, cellular component: cell surface. The record is from RefSeq and is a predicted model, not a curated record. Bases 239 to 1960 code for a protein of 573 amino acids. Gene Ontology annotation, biological process: heterophilic cell-cell adhesion. NCBI's taxonomy places the organism in Eukaryota, Metazoa, Chordata, Mammalia, Artiodactyla, Cervidae. The transcript has 12 exons.